Molecule: messenger RNA, 734 nt
Organism: Ctenocephalides felis (cat flea)
Lineage: Eukaryota; Metazoa; Arthropoda; Insecta; Siphonaptera; Pulicidae
Product: MAPK regulated corepressor interacting protein 2-like
Exons: 3
Coding region: 191-484 (97 amino acids)
Source: RefSeq, a predicted model, not a curated record
GGCGUCCAUUGCCGUUUAUCAAAACAAAGCUCUCUAAAGUAAUAUCUGACAAAGCAUUUAUCAAGGGUCAAUUAGUAAUUGCUAAAUAUCGUGAUAAUAGUUUUAAGUAUUUAUGUUAAUGUAGAAUUCUUAAGUAUUCUUUUACGAGCUUGUUUUAAUAUAUUCAUAUAUAGUUUUGACUUAUAACAAUAUGGAAAAAAUGGAUCGUUUGGACCGAAACGUACGAGAUGUAAGCUCUCGAGGUAUUAGUUCAAUUGGACCCAAAAGAAUGGUCCCAAAAGAUCCGCCACAGCAUGCAGAAUUAAUAAAUUUUAUUCAUGAGUCUUGGCACAAGGUAGCGAUAGAAAUUGAGCAAGGUGGUUGCAGCAGCACCUUGUUUUAUAGAAACACAAGUACAGAUCCAAGGCUAAAAGAAUUCAAACCCUUUGACUUGGAGAGUUUCUGGGGUCGUCGCAUGGUUCAAAACUUCAGAAACCAUCCAUAAAAAUGGAAACAAAAUUGUCCAUAUAAAAGGUUAUUGUAUAAAUUAGGAAUUUCUUCAAUAUGUCAGAAAUUUGGUGUGUAUAUUUUUAUUAUUUAUAUUAUGACACAUAGUAAUUAUUUUUUAUACUAUCGAUUUUAUUUCAUGUGUAAAAAGUUUAGCAAUUGUACUAUAUUUUUAACCAUAUUUUGUAAGUAUUACUAAAUGUUUGAAAUAUGUACGUCAUUGUGACUUUUAUACAAUUUUUUCUAUG